AUGGGCCCCGUCGCGGCCCCGCCGCCCCGUCGCGGGUCAGCCGCCUCUGAUCACGCGGCCCCGCCGCCCCUGCUACGCGGCCCCGCCACCCGAUCGCGGCCCUGCUGCCCCGUCGCGGCCCCGCCGCCCCGUCGCGGCCCCGCCGCCUCUGAUCACGCGGCCCCGCCGCCCCUGCUACGUCGGCCCCGCCGCCCCUACUUCGCGGCCCUCGCCGCCUUGCUCACGCGGCCCCGCUGCCCCUAUUACGCGGCCCCGACGCCUCUGCUACUCCGGCCUCGCCGUCCCUGCUACGCCGGCCCCGCCGUCCCUGCAUCGCGGCCCCGCCACCCCUGCUACGCCGCCCCGCCGCCCCUGCUACGCGGCCCAGCCGCCCCUCUUCCGCGGCCCCGCCGCCCCUCUUUCGCGGCUCCGCCGCACCUGCAACGUCGGCCCAGCCGCCCCUGGUCUCGCGGCCCCGCCGCCCCACCUGCAGCAGCCGAGCCGCCCACCUGCAGCAGCCGAGCAGCAGUGCAGCCGAGCCGCCCGGCACCCGAGCCGCCCUGCCGCCGAGCCGCCCGGGAGCCGAGCCGCCCUGCACCCAAGCCGCUCGGCAGCCAAGCCGCCCUGCACCCGAGCCGCCCGGCACCCGAGCCGCCCUGCCACCGAGCCGCUCGGAAGCCGAGCCGCCCAGCAGCCGAGUCGCUGAGUCGCCGAGCCGCCCUUCUGCAGAACUGCCCAACCUGCACUGCCCGUGUCCUAGCUUUUGACGCUGAGGGUCGAGCCAUUGACUUUGAGGUCUGGUUAGACGACCUGCAGUUGUUUUUACAGUGCGAUAGGGCAGACGGCCUCUCUCUCUUUGACCUCACUUCUGGCGCCUCUCCUGCCCCUGCUGCUGAUGCUGAUCCCACUCUGCGCUCUCAGUGGGCCACCCGCGAUGGUGCUGCACGUCUUGCUGUGCGUCGCCACCUCCCUACCUCUAAGCGCGCGCACUUUAGUCAGUACAAGAGUGCUCAGACCUUGUACGACGCUGUAGUUGCGCGCUACUCCUCCCCUGCCACUGCUGCACUGAGCCUCGCGCGCCUCCCUGACUCCCUUCGCGUAGUCAGGGACCACUUUCUCGCAGUCUGUCCCACCACCCUCACCGUCGACGUCCUCGAGAAGGCCCUCCUCGCGGCGGAGAAGAGCAUCGUCGCUGUAGGAGCUUCUCGUGGUGACCCUCGCACCCCCAUCAUUGAGGGGUGCUCUCCUUCACCCCUGCUGCCCUCUGUUGCCUCUGCUGCUGCUGCCGACCUACUUGGUCUUGAGUCGGUCGGCGCGGCGUCUGCCCCUAGUGGGAGACGCCGCUCUGGCAAGGGCAAGGGGGGCAAGGGCGCGGGUGGAGCUGGAGGGGGCGGUGGAGGUGGCGGUGGAGGCGGCGGAGGGAGUGGAGGUGGCAGCGGGAGUGGUAGCGGGGGUGGUGGUGGUGGUGGCAGCGGUGGCGGAGGCGGCGGUGGUGGCGGCGGCGGCGGUGGUGGUGGCAGCGGUGGAGGUGGAGGCGGCGGUGGAGGCGGAGGAGGAGGCGGUGGUGGCGGAGGGGGUGGAGCUGGUCGGGGUGGUACCCAGCAGCGGAGCGGUGGUGGUGGUGGUGAGCGCCCGCAGCAGCAGCAGCAGCAGCAGCGUUCGCGAGACAUCCCUCCACCCCAGCAGCUUCGUGAUUGGUACUCUCGGCGUCAGAGGGGUGGGGGUGCAGGUCCGUGUGCCUACGUCCUUCAUUUCGGCGACCGCGCGGGGCUGGUGUAG
Closterium sp. NIES-65 is the source of this 1758-nucleotide messenger RNA. Lineage: Eukaryota; Viridiplantae; Streptophyta; Zygnematophyceae; Desmidiales; Closteriaceae. The record is from the annotation of a GenBank genome assembly.